CUCUUUUCCUCCUUUAACAACCCAGUCGUUUACAAGACAACUUGUAAUCACCACCUCUUCCCUUAAUCCCCCUCACAUCCAGCAAGCCCUCAACAGCGGCCACUACCCUCGACCCAACAACAACAUCCACAACUUUCACAAUCCCUACAAGCAACAUGUCCGUUUCGUACGAAGAGAUGGAGGCCAAGCGCCAGGAGAUGGUCGCCUCCUUCAAGGAGAUCGCUAGCGCCAUGACCCGCUGCGUCGCCAUCAUUGAGGACUAUGCCAGACUGUCGCCCUCGACCCUCACCACCACUGCCGCUCUCGCUGCCGUCGAGAACGGUGCGCUCGCCCUCGGCGCCCUUGAGGCUGUCGCCGGCGGCAAGAAGCAGCGCGUCAAGAAGGAGAAGAAGCCCAAGGACCCCAACGCCCCCAAGCGUCCUCCCUCGGCCUACCUCCUUUUCCAGAACGACGUUCGUGAGAGCAUCCGCCAGGCCAACCCCGGCAUGCCCUACAAGGAGAUUCUGAGCGUCAUUGCCAACCGCUGGAAGGACCUCUCGGACUCGCAGCGCAAGGUCUACGAGGAUGCCUACAACGACGCCACCACCCAGUUCCGUGCCGCCGACGAGGCCUACAAGACCCUUGGUGUGCCCGCCACCCUUGCCGGCGUUGCCGACUCUGACGAGGACGACGACACUGACGCGACUCCUCCCCCUGCCCCCAAGCCCGCAGCUGUCACCCCUACGCCCAAGAAGGGCGACAAGAAGCGCAAAAAGGAUGACGCUCCUGUCACCCCUGUUGUCGACGCCGGCGCGGACAAGAAGAAGGCCAAGAAGAAGUAAACUUCUUUGACUUUGCUAUUGUUCUCCCUUCUUGGUCGUCUCUCUGUCUACGGGUGUAGCGUUGUGUGCGGUGUCGUGUGUGUGUCGAAAAGUGUGACGAGCGUGAUGUGAGCCGAGUCGGUGUUAUACCCCGUCUUCCUUCCUCCCCAACCACCAUCGUUAAUAGUAUCUCUCUCCUCUCUCCUCUCUCCACCUUCGCCUUUUGAUUUGUCUAUUGCCCUAUUCUAUCCCCGUUUUUGCAAUAAGCGAUUUUAAACCUAGAGUGCGAUUAACGCUCAACGCUCUCUCUGUUG
This is a messenger RNA of Vanrija pseudolonga, 1114 nucleotides long. RefSeq names its product Non-histone chromosomal protein 6 (gene nhp6). Bases 156 to 821 code for a protein of 221 amino acids. Gene Ontology annotation, molecular function: DNA binding, bending. The record is from RefSeq and is a predicted model, not a curated record. NCBI's taxonomy places the organism in Eukaryota, Fungi, Basidiomycota, Tremellomycetes, Trichosporonales, Trichosporonaceae. The transcript has 7 exons.